Penicillium oxalicum is the source of this 1092-nucleotide messenger RNA. Its product is annotated as peroxidase. Lineage: Eukaryota; Fungi; Ascomycota; Eurotiomycetes; Eurotiales; Aspergillaceae. The record is from RefSeq and is a predicted model, not a curated record. Bases 1 to 1092 code for a protein of 363 amino acids. The transcript is spliced from 2 exons. Gene Ontology annotation, molecular function: peroxidase activity; heme binding. Gene Ontology annotation, biological process: response to reactive oxygen species; cellular response to oxidative stress; hydrogen peroxide catabolic process.
AUGGCGUCCGCUGCUCGCUCUGCUACUCGCGCCUUCUUGCGCUCCACCCCAGCAAUCUCCUCUUUCCGCCCUGCCGUACGCUCUGCUCGUUUUGCCCUGCCCGCGCAGGGCUUCCGCUCGUCGGCUCGCCGCGGUUAUGCCUCUGAGGCUGGCCAGAAGAGUGGUGGCUCUGGCGCGAUCUGGGCUUUUGCUCUCGCAGCCGCUGGCGGUGCUGGUGCCUACUUUUACCUGAACGGCGAGUCUGCCCCCGCAGGCCCCUUCGUUCCCACCAAGGAGGACUACCAGAAGGUCUACGAUGCCAUUGCGCAGCGUCUGGCCAAUGAGACCGAUUACGAUGAUGGCAGCUACGGUCCGGUCCUCGUCCGUCUCGCCUGGCACGCCAGCGGUACCUACGAUAAGAUGACCGGCACUGGUGGUAGCAACGGUGCUACCAUGCGCUUCGCUCCUGAGUCGGACCACGGUGCCAACGCCGGUCUGAAGCACGCCCGUGACUUCCUGGAGCCCAUCAAGGCUCAGUUCCCCUGGAUCACCUACUCUGAUCUGUGGACUCUGGCCGGUGCCGCCGCCAUCCAGGAGCUUGGUGGCCCCGUCAUCCCGUGGAGACCCGGCCGUGAGGACAAGGACGUCGCGGCCUGCACCCCCGAUGGGCGUCUGCCUGAUGCCUCCAAGAACCAGGACCACAUCCGCGCCAUCUUCGGCCGCAUGGGCUUUGAUGACCGUGAGAUGGUGGCCCUGUCCGGUGCUCACGCCCUGGGCCGUGCGCACACCGACCGAUCUGGCUACGAGGGACCUUGGGACUUCAGCCCCACGGUCUUCACCAACGAUUACUUCAAGCUGCUCGUCGACGAGAAGUGGAGUCAGCGCAAGUGGAAUGGCCCUGCUCAGUUCACCGACAAGACCACCUCCACCCUGAUGAUGCUGCCCACCGAUAUUGCUCUCAUCAAGGACAAGGUCUUCCGCAAGCACGUUGACCGUUACGCCAAGGACCAGGAUGCCUUCUUCAAGGAGUUCUCCGAUGUCUACGUCAAGCUUCUGGAGCUCGGCGUUCCCUUCAAGACCGAGGAGCGCUUUGUCUUCAAGGCCUCUGAGUAA